Aspergillus udagawae is the source of this 405-nucleotide messenger RNA. Its product is annotated as DUF4267 domain-containing protein. The record is from RefSeq and is a predicted model, not a curated record. Lineage: Eukaryota; Fungi; Ascomycota; Eurotiomycetes; Eurotiales; Aspergillaceae. The transcript has a single exon. Bases 1 to 405 code for a protein of 134 amino acids.
AUGGCUUUCCCCAACUCCCUCCUUACCCAUUCAACGUGGCGCCUCAUCGGUCUGGGCCUCACAAGCACCGUCUUCUCCCUGGGAGCCUUGUCCAUAGUCGCACCGUCCGUUGCUGCAGAUACUCUCGGGGUCACGCCUUCUACAUCAGAAGGCCGCAGCAUAACUGAAAAAGCAAUGGUAUUCCUUGGUAUACGUGACUUGGCCGUUGGAACAGCGCUGUAUUGGUUCUACCGUGAACGGAAGGAGAAGGAGAUGGGAGUUUUGUUGACGGCGUGGACCGCCGUGUGUGUGGUGGAUACAUGGGUUACGACACAGGGGCCGAGAGGAUGGGAUAAGGGGGUUUGGGCAUUGUGUGGAGGGGCGGCGGUGGUUGCGGUUGGAGGGCUGGGGCUGUUGCAGUCGUGA